Messenger RNA from Dipodomys spectabilis (banner-tailed kangaroo rat), 4137 nucleotides. It is a transcript of the gene Sik1, whose product is annotated as salt inducible kinase 1. Gene Ontology annotation, biological process: intracellular signal transduction; protein phosphorylation; microtubule cytoskeleton organization. Gene Ontology annotation, cellular component: cytoplasm. Lineage: Eukaryota; Metazoa; Chordata; Mammalia; Rodentia; Heteromyidae. The coding region runs from base 39 to 2324 and encodes 761 amino acids. The transcript is spliced from 14 exons. The record is from RefSeq and is a predicted model, not a curated record. Gene Ontology annotation, molecular function: protein serine/threonine kinase activity; tau-protein kinase activity; ATP binding.
UGGGUGCGCGGGGCGCGGCGGAGGUGCUGCGCGGAGCCAUGGUGAUCAUGUCCGAGUGCGGCGCGGGCCCCGCGGGCGCCGGCCAGGCCCGGCCCAAGCCGCUCCGCGUGGGCUUCUACGACGUGGAGCGGACCCUGGGCAAAGGCAAUUUUGCGGUGGUGAAGCUGGCGCGGCACCGAGUCACCAAAACGCAGGUGGCAAUAAAAAUAAUCGAUAAGACACGAUUGGAUUCUGGCAAUUUGGAGAAGAUCUACCGGGAGGUCCAGCUCAUGAAGCUCCUGAACCACCCACACAUCAUCAAGCUCUACCAGGUUAUGGAGACAAAGGAUAUGCUUUAUAUUGUCACUGAGUUUGCAAAAAACGGAGAGAUGUUCGAUUAUCUGACUUCCAAUGGACACUUCAGUGAGAACGAGGCACGCAAGAAGUUCUGGCAGAUUCUGUCUGCCGUGGAGUACUGCCAUGACCACCACAUUGUGCACCGGGACCUCAAGACGGAGAACCUGCUGCUGGACGGCAACAUGGACAUCAAGCUGGCAGAUUUUGGGUUUGGGAAUUUCUACAAUCCUGGAGAGCCCCUGUCCACGUGGUGUGGGAGUCCCCCAUACGCAGCCCCCGAAGUCUUUGAGGGAAAAGAGUAUGAAGGCCCCCAGCUGGACAUCUGGAGCCUCGGUGUUGUGCUGUAUGUCCUGGUGUGUGGCUCUCUUCCUUUUGAUGGGCCCAACCUGCCGACGCUGAGACAGCGGGUGCUGGAGGGUCGCUUCCGAAUCCCCUUCUUCAUGUCUCAAGACUGCGAGACGCUGAUCCGCCGCAUGCUGGCGGUGGACCCCGCCAAGCGCAUCUCCAUCGCCCAGAUCCGCCAGCACCGCUGGAUGCAGGCGGACCCCACGCUGGCCCCGCGGCCCGGCCCCGCCCUCUCCACGCAGGCCUACUCCUCCAACCUGGGCGACUACAACGAGCAGGCGCUGGGCAUCAUGCAGGCCCUGGGCAUCGACCGGCAGAGGACGGUGGAGUCUCUGCAGAACAGCAGCUACAACCACUUCGCCGCCAUCUACUACCUCCUGCUCGAGCGUCUCAGGGAGCAUCGCAGUUCACAGCUGCCCGCCCGGCCCCUGCCCGCCCGGCAGCCUCGGCCCAGGAGCUCAGACCUCAGCGGGCUGGAGGCUCCACACGACGGCUUCCCCAGUGACCCUUUCCGACCGUCCCUGCUGUGCCCACAGCCCCAGGCCCUGGCACAGUCUGUCCUGCAGGCGGAGCUGGACUGCGACCUGCACAGCUCCCUGCAGCCCUUGUUCUUCUCCGUGGACGCCAACUGCAACGGCGUGCUCCGGCACCGCCCCACCUCUCCCAGUAGCCUGCUGGACACGGCCAUCAGUGAGGAGGCCCGGCAAGGGCCUGGCCUGGAGGAGGAGCAUGAGGUCCAGGAGCCCCUGGCGGGCAGCACUGGCCGAAGACACACGCUGGCCGAGGUCUCCACCCACUUCCCGCUCGCCCCUCCCUGCAUUGUUGUCUCCUGCUCCGCCUCCGCGAGUCCCUCGGAAGGAACAAGCUCCGACAGCUGCCUCACCUUCUCUUCCAGCCAGGGCCCCGCAGGGCUUGGGGGUGGCCUGGCUGCCCAGGGGCUGCUGGGCGCCUGCUCUCGCAUCAGGUUCCCCUCCCCGUUCCUGGAGGCACAGUCUGCCACCCCCGUGCUGCAGGCCCAGGCGGGCCUCGGGGGGGCCGUCCUGCUCCCUGUCAGCUUCCAGGAGGGCCGGAGGGCAUCAGACACCUCGCUGACCCAAGGACUGAAGGCCUUCCGGCAGCAGUUGAGGAAGAACGCGAGGACCAAAGGGUUCCUGGGCCUGAACAAGAUCAAGGGGCUGGCGCGCCAGGUGUGCCAGUCCUCCAGCCGGGCCCCCAGGGGUGCCCUCCACGCGCCAGCGCAGAGCCCCAGCCUGCAGAGCGGCUCUGCUGGCGGCCGGGAAGGCCGAAGCCUGCUGGAGGAGGUGCUGCACCAGCAGAGGCUGCUCCAGCUCCAGCACCACCCCGCCACCCUGCCCGGCUGCCAGCAGGUCCUGCUGCAGCCCCCUGCCCCCUACGCGCUGGCCCCCUGCGACGGCCCCCUGGCGUCGGGGUUCACGCUGCUGCCAGCUCCCCUCCUGCCGGCCGGGGUGUCUCCCGUGGCGUCGGCCGCGCGGCUCCUGGACGCCCACCUGCGCAUCAGCGCGGAGCAGGCGCCCCUGCCCGCCAGGCCCCUGCAGCAGUGCCUGGCCGGGCGGCCGCAGGGGGACUGCGAGAUGGAGGACCUGGCCCCCAGCCCACGGGGGACGGCUGUCCUGGUGCAGUGAGGCCCCUCGGCUCGCCACUCUUCCAAGCAAUAAUUUCAGAUAUGUGAAGAUGGUUUCGGACUCAAAGCCAAGAACUUUCUCGAAGCGAAGCAAGCAAUAUGUUAGGUGUACGGGCCUGUUAGUUUAUUUUGGUUUUACUUUUUCUUGCACUGAGUGGCCUCGACUGUGGAAGCUUCUGAAAAAAUGAUGGUUGGGGGUGUGCCGUGAGGGUGGGGCUGGGUGGGGGAGCAGGGCAAGGGAAGAUGGACGGCUUCCACCCACAGACAGCGGAGCAGAGGAGCAGAGGCCCGAGCGAGCCUCGAGCCACGCGCUGUCUGCGGCGUGUGUCCCUGCGGGCCCAUCGCGGUACGUCUUGGUUUUCAAGUUGCCAGUUCUCCACUUCCUGGAACUUGCGUGCUUCAAUGAGACGGAACGCUGCUGCCGCCGCUGCCGCUCGGCCCAGGUGCGUCUGCAUUCUUGGAAUUCUCCCCAGAAGACGCAGAACUCCUCCGGUUCAGCGGAGCUGCUUCCACUGCUGAGGGUCGGUUUCCAGAAUUCUCCCGGGAACCACGUGGGACUGGGAAGGAGCAGAAGGCCCAGACUUGUCCCAGAUGCACACACCUCGAGGACGCCAAUGAGUUUCUGCUGUAUCUCAUUUUCGCUGCUAAUAACUAAGUUCUUAUGCAUUUCGUUGCCAGAGUCCAACAAGGACUCCUGACUUGGGGGAAAUAGUGCAAUAUCACGGGCUGUGGCUGGGCCGGGCGCAGGUGGGCAGAUGCUCACCGGCUGUGACCCAGCUGCCCUCGGACCGGGCCCCUCCCCAGUCCCCCCGGCCCCCUGGCCCCCUGGCCCGGGCUGCUGUGGCGUGGCUUUCCUGCAAGGCCAAUGAGAUGAGAAGUCUGGGCGGUGUUUGUAAAGCGCUGUUCCUGUUUUUAAGCAAAUGCUAUAUGUGUGUACAAUCAGGAAACACAUGGACACGACUUAUUUUUUAUACUUUGUACUACACUUUUGUGUUUCCCAUUUAAACCUCGCGCAGUCACGUCGGCACCGGGCUGCACUGAGGAGGGGCUGAGGCGCUGGGGCCCUGGGCCCGUCCCGGUGGGCAGAGACACGGCCACCCGCCCCCUGCCAGCGCCCCCCUCCCUCCCUGCCAGGUGCCUUCAGCUUAGACCUGCAGUGUUACAGGAAGGGGAAGGCGGGUAUUCCUAAAAGCCAAAGAUUGACUGAGUUACUUGAGGGCGGGCUGGGCGCAAGCGCCUUGUGGGGUCUCCGCCCUGCCGCCCAGCAGCCUCUGUGCCCCAUGCUGAGCCCGCAAGCUCGCCACGCGCUCUGUGGCUGGCUAAAUGUGGACUAAGGGUUCCCCCCGGGAGUGGACUGGCACCUGCCACAGAAAACACCAAAGCCUCCCGCCCGCCAACCCUGUGUUGGGGGCCGGGGGUCGGGGGCGGGCGCAUGUGCCCUGCCUGCUCCCCUGUCCACAGAGGCAGCUCAGCAGCCCGCGCAGUCCCGUCCCCUCCCGCCCUCUCGGUUCCGGUCCCCAGGCCUCGGCACCCUGCCUGUCUGAAGCAGUGGCAAGCACUUUACUCUCACGGUGGUUUUGUUUGGGGAUGGCUUCGACCCUCUGAGUUCUAGGAAUGCGUGUUCUGCAGACGGUCCUGCCACAGCUUCGUGAUGACGCUACGUGACCUGCUUGAUGUGUACACAACUGGUUUGUUUUUACUACACCUGAAUUCUUUCGUUUCUUACGUUAACAUGAGAAAUGUAUGCCAAAUGGUUAGUUGAUGUAUGUUUUUUUUAAUUUAAUAUUUAAAUAAAAUAUUUGGGGGAACCUUGA